Messenger RNA from Trichosporon asahii var. asahii CBS 2479, 3720 nucleotides. RefSeq lists its product as uncharacterized. The record is from RefSeq and is a predicted model, not a curated record. Bases 1 to 3720 code for a protein of 1239 amino acids. NCBI's taxonomy places the organism in Eukaryota, Fungi, Basidiomycota, Tremellomycetes, Trichosporonales, Trichosporonaceae. The transcript has a single exon.
AUGCCGGCGGCACAACGGCCGCCGGCAAGCGACCGCUUCGGCCCCGCGAUUGCGGGAGCCUUCGCUCCUCCGUCUUCUGAUCGCUUCGGAGCAGUGGGUGAAACGGUGGCCUCGGAUGGGUUUCCUAAAGGUCUCGAAUUGAGACGGAUCAAACCCGCUCACGCGCCAAGUAGUUGGAAACCGAGCAACGACGAGGAACUGCCAGGAUCGCACAGUGCUACCCGCGGUUCUGCGGCCAACUCUCGACGGCGACAAGCACGAACCUCGACUCAAAGCGACGUUAUCAAGCGUCCGCAACCUGAGGACGUACCGCCCGUGCCCUCUCUAACCGUGACCGGCCCUUCGAGCUCGACAUCCGCCAUGGCGCUUGAAGCGCCUCGGCCGAUCAUGCGCCACCGAUCGAGCAAGGUCCGCUUCUCCUCCCCUCUGCGCCAGGAGCUCAAGGAUCUCGACGACGACGAGAAGAACAGCCCAACCGCAACGGAGAACAAGGGUACUGCGGAGCUCGGAUUGACGUCUCGGCCGAAGCGCUCGGCAUCGCUGGCGCAUCGUAACAGAACAACAACCGUGCGCGGGGGCGGCAAGGUUAUAUGGGCCAAGUCCGUGCACUGCGCCCCUAGCCCGAAUGAGGCGGGGCCAUCUCGUACCAGUGCGCGAUGCGCAUCGUCUCCGUCAACCCCGGCCACGUCGGUCCGCCGAGCGCGCUCCACGGGAAGCAUGCUGGCGCCGCCGAGCGAGGGUCCGCGCCGCAGCCCUAGCCAGCGCCAGAAUGCCCCGCGGCGACAGCAGUCUGUUCGCAAGGCUCCGCCAGGACUGUGGGGCGACUUGCCAGCGACUGGGACAGCGCCGGUGCGAUCUGCCUCGAUGGGCGGCAGACCAGCUCCACAGGCCGUAAACGACGAGCCUGGAGGAGUGGACAUGAGCCAUGCGCCAAAGUUCUCUCGAGCCGGUUUGAAGCGCUCCAGCGUGAUUAUGCCUACGCCUAAGGGUCAACGUCCACCCACGAUAGCGAUACCGAGCAAGGCGGACAUGGAUCAGAUCCGGGACAUGAACAUGAACUCGCCAAAGGAGGGCCGGCCGCCAUCGUGCGGUCCUUCGCGUGUCGGACGCACACCAUCGACCCGCAUCGGGGGGCUCGUACGCAAGCUCUCAAAGCGCGGCAGUCCCGGAGUCCAGCGGAGUGCCUCGACAGGCAGCCGUCCAGUCAUUUCUACACCAGUCUUGAACGACAUAACACACAUGGACGUCCCCGGCCGGCCGGGGUUCAAGGUAUCGUUGCAGCAUACAAGUCGAGGCCUACAACUGCAACCCGUUGCAGCUGACCCUAAAGCGCCGCCAAGUUCCUACCGCCCUCUCUCGACGACGCCGACACCCCGCACACCCUCAGAGCUGUCGUUCCGAGCCACAUCGACGACUCCGACGCCGAGAACAGCACCGACCCCGCCCCCUCUGGCCGAUACGGGUUUCUCUGGCUUCCAGCCGCUGCGCGCUGGGCCAGAUGAGGAACCCCUUGAAGUGGCAUCCGCGACGCCUCGUCGGCCACCGACGAUGCAGAUGCCCGUACCGGUGCCAACGCCGCCUAAGCCCGUGCCGGCAAUUAAUGCCAUCAAUGCGGUCAGCCCAGACAGCAUGCAGCUGCGUGCAGGUCGAGUGCCGGUCCACACGGUGCCUGCUCCUCGUGCAGUGCCCGUGCGGGGUCCGCGGCCGUCCUCACAUCUCUCGACAGUCUCAGGUGUCUCAGGAGUUUCCCGUCGAGUCUCGAUCCACGACAUGGGUGAGUUCGGCACUCUGCCAAACAGCUCGACGGCCAGUUUCGUACCCUCGGUUGGCUUCAUGCCCCCGUCACCUACCCGGCCAAGCACGUUCUACGCCUCGGUACCGACUCGCGAGUCCAUCGUGCCAGAGUACAAGACCGCUGCGCCGGAGUGGGAGGAUCCAGCUCUGCUCCCCAGUGUCCCGCAGCGCGGCUCAAGCCUGCUCGCACGGUCAGUGCCCGGUAGUCCGGCGCUGAAGCACAUCGACGACCGUGCGGAAGCGCAUCGGCGCUCGCUCUCCGGGUCCCCACGAACGAGAUCCUUCUCGCCGCCGACACAGGCCUACUUCUCCUCACCGUCUCCGACAUUCUCUCCUCCGCCCUUACCCCAAGCGCCGAGGGUGGCCGGUACGCCCCCGGCGCCGAUCGGCUUCUCGGCUGCCCGCUCCAAUUUCCAGUCGCGCCCGCGCUCCUCUCUAUCGGCCCGAAGGAGCCUCACGGCGAGUGUGCCGGCCAUGCUGGCGCUGGACGAGGUCGACGAACCUCUUCCGGGGCCUGAGAGCGCGCCUUUGCCUCACACGAGGGGUGAUGCCCCGCAUCUCCCGCCACUGCCGCAGAUGGGUCCUCUCAACAUGCCCUUCUCUCGCGUUGCUGCCACGGUUGGCCCGGCGGGUUCGAGGCAGCGUACCUCCUGGCAGAGAAGAGGCCACCAGGCAUCCGCCUCGGUUGGAACGCUGUACGAUGCGCAGCGCAGCCGUACGAGUAUCAGGAGCCACCGAGCUUCCUUCCACACCGCACAUAGCGGCAUGACGGCCGAGUCGUUCUUCACGGACGAGGCGUCCACCGCGUCCACCGCGCAUCCCUUGUCCACGCCCGACCUGCUUCUCGCGGACAUCGCCGCCGACGACGGCACCGCUGUGGGCCUGCCCGACCUCCCAGCCACCAUCCCGCAGUCCUGGUCCCUGCCCCAGAUGGCGCGGCUUAGCCUGAACCACGGCCCGCCAACUGAGCCGCUACCUGACCUCCCGCCACGAUUCGAGCGCGAGCGUGCAGAGAGGGGAGACUCGGGCCGCAGCAGCGAGGACGAGAGCACUCCGUCGCUGUCCAACGAUCACUCGCAGAGCGGGCAGAGCGAGGAGCCGUUCGGCGUCCCCCUCACUCCGCCAUUUACGCCGACCCCGCUCCCGCCCGAGAAGGAGGUGCUCGCUGAGCCGGCCGGAUCUACUGAGUCCGCCUCUGCAUCUGUCACUGAGCACGUCCUCGCAUCGUGUGACGAGGAGCCGCGGAAGGCAACCCGCACCCCCGUCAUCGGGUACGAGAGCACUGGGAGUGCUGCGAGCGCAGCCCGCGUGACGCCGUCUGGACUCGAACUCCCCGUCCGUCGCAAGGUUACGAUUACAAGGAGAGGCGCAGAGAAGAUAUCGAGCUUCCCGCUCUCGACCCCGCUGGUGCUCGGAGACGUGUACCAGCCCUCGCUUGCGCCGGCGACUCAAAGGCACAGGCAGGACGACGAGUGGAGUAUAGCCUCGCUCGCUACGUCGGACACGCACACAACGCAUGCCUCGUUCCGGACGUUUGCCACGUUCGACACCGGACGGCCGAGUUUCGACCACCGUCCGCCGAGCUGGGACGCGCGGGGGCCGCAUGGCCCUCCGAGCUUCGAUACGCAUGGGCGAUCGAGUUUCGACCAGACCAGGCCGAGCUUGGACACCUGCCGGCCCAGUCUCGACACCGCCCGCCCGAGUUUCGACUACAGCGCCGACACGCACGCGACGUACAGUUUGGACCAUGGGUCGGAGGACAUCCACGACGGGCUUGAGGAGCCGAUCCCUGCGUUCCGGAAGAGAGGGCACAGGAAGCAGAGCUCGAUCACGAGUGCCAUGAGCGUGAGCUCUAUGGGGCACGAGGCUGCCAUUGUCGAGGUGACGAGGGCGAAGACGGCCAUGGCGAUGGAGCUGAGGCUGUGA